AUGACGUACCACUUGACACAGGUACUUACUGGGCACGGUUGCUUUGGUAGGUACCUGUGGCGAGUGGCACGACGAGAGGACACAGCGGUGUGCAAGCACUGUGACAGAGGUGAGGAGGACACGGCGCAUCACACCCGCGCCGUAUGCCCUGCGUGGGAUGAACCGAGAUCGGAGAUGGCUGCGGUUCUUGGAGCGGACCUAUCGCUGCCGGCAAUAGCCAGUGCGAUGGUCCGCAACAGAGGCACCUGGGAGGCGGUCGUCGCGUUCUGCGACGCUGUCAUGUCCCUAAAGGAGGCGGCAGAGAGAGAGCGAGAGGACGAUCCCCUCUCGCUCCCUAUCCGCCGAAAAAGGACCGGGCGGAGGCGGGCCGCGUAUGACCGCCGCUUGCCGCCCUAA
Messenger RNA from Cydia amplana, 396 nucleotides. RefSeq lists its product as uncharacterized. Bases 1 to 396 code for a protein of 131 amino acids. The transcript has a single exon. NCBI's taxonomy places the organism in Eukaryota, Metazoa, Arthropoda, Insecta, Lepidoptera, Tortricidae. The record is from RefSeq and is a predicted model, not a curated record.